AUGAAAGUUAUUUAUACUUUAUUCCUUAGCUUAUUAAUUGUGCAAUGCGAGAAAAAUUUGAGCUCUAGAAUAGAGAGUUUAUUAUAAACACAAUUGGGACAUACGCUACUAUCAACAGCAUAAUUAGCAUUAUAAACAAAUACUCCUUUGGAUAGAAUAAUAGAUACUCUGUAAGAAUUAGAAGAUAAAUAUUAAAAAGAUUAGAAGGAGGAGGACUUAGAAAAUAGAGAGUUUCAAUAAAAAUGUGAUACAGAUCUGUCCAAUCUUAAUAAUGAGAUUGAUGAUAUAAAUAGAUUGAAGGUAAAGAUUUAAGGAGCCAUAGAUUAACUUAAAGCUAGUAUAGAAUCAAAGAAAAAGAUCUUAGAUGAGAAAAAUGCUUUGAGAAAGAACUUGAGAAAAGGAAUGAAUGAAGUAGAUGUUAUAAGAGAAUAUUAAGUUAAAGUAUAUGAAGAUAAGAGAGGAGAAGUGGGAAAGAUAAUUAAAACAUUAGAAGAAGUGAAAUUAGUAUAUGCUUAAAAGCUAAGAACAAACUUUUUAGAGUUAUAGACAGAGAAAACAACAGUGAAACCAGAGGUAUUUGCAGAGGUAACAAAGCAACUGGUUAGUUUUGGUAAACUCAAAUCAUUAGGAAAACCGUUUUAAGAUAUAAUAGACUUUAUGAUUCAGAUGAGUUAAAAUGGAAAUAAUAUAGGUGUUUUGAGGAAUAUUAUAGAUUUGAGUGAAUCUUUAAUUAGGUAAAUUGAUGAAAUCUGGUAAGUAGAGAGAAAAGCAGAGGAGGAGAGAGUCAGAUGGUAUACAGAAUAUUAAAAGUUUAAUAACACAGAUUUCAAAAUUUAUGAUAAGGAAAUAAAUGAAUUAGAGGCUUUGAUUUAAUCUCUUAAAGAUAGAUUGGCAGAUAACCAGAGGAAGAUAGAUGAUUUAACUCUCAGACUUGAAUCUAAAGAAUAUACAAAGGAAGAUAGGAGAAAUGAAUGUUAAUAAGCAGCUUAUGACUAUACUUAAAGAAGAAUGUCAAGAGCAGUUGAUCGUAACAUAGUUUCUGAGGUAGUUGGAUUGCUAAAUGUGAAUAUGAGAGACCUUAAGGAAACUCUGGCUUAAAAAAUGGCUGCUGGAGAUCGUAUUUGA
Paramecium tetraurelia is the source of this 1125-nucleotide messenger RNA. RefSeq lists its product as uncharacterized. Lineage: Eukaryota; Ciliophora; Oligohymenophorea; Peniculida; Parameciidae. The transcript is spliced from 3 exons. The record is from RefSeq and is a predicted model, not a curated record.